This is a messenger RNA of Hylaeus anthracinus, 5352 nucleotides long. RefSeq names its product cell division cycle protein 27 homolog (gene Cdc27). The transcript is spliced from 13 exons. The coding region runs from base 136 to 2661 and encodes 841 amino acids. Gene Ontology annotation, molecular function: protein binding. NCBI's taxonomy places the organism in Eukaryota, Metazoa, Arthropoda, Insecta, Hymenoptera, Colletidae. Gene Ontology annotation, biological process: cell division. The record is from RefSeq and is a predicted model, not a curated record.
UCAAAAGAAUCGGAGCAAAGAUGGACUCCUAAGAAAUUUUUAUACACAGCAGUCAUUCGACUUUGGAUUUUCUUCAUUAAAUUUCCUUGGAACGUUUGAGAUUAUUCUUAUAUGAACGAGCCUGCCGUGUGAACGAUGAUCGUACAGGAGCCAGUGCAGGCAGCCAUAUGGCAUUGUUUAAAUCAUUAUGCUUAUCCGGAUGCAAUAUUUUUAGCGGAAAGGUUGUGCGCUGAAGUUGACACCGAAGAAACUUUAUUCCUCUUGGCAACGUGUUAUUAUCGUUCGGGACGAGUUAGACAAGCUUACGCAUUACUUUCUAAAAAAUCCCCAAACUCGGCGCAAUGCAGAUUUCUCUUGGCCAAAUGUUGUUACGAUUUAGAAAAAUACGCAGAAGCGGAAGCGGCGAUAAUAGGAGGGUAUUACAAACAAUUGAAAAAUUUAGAAGAAAUUAUAACUCAGUUCGGCGAACAUGCAUGUUUCUCGCUUCAGAUUAUAGCUAAGAUUUAUUACAAAAUGAUGCGCACCGCGAAAGGAAACGAUGCGCAUAAAUUGGCUUUAAAGUUGAAUCCAUUUUUAUGGCAUUCGUUCGAAGAAUUAUGUAAUGUUGGGGAAGUGGUAGAUCCUGCAAAAGUUUUUCAGUUAGACAAAUUAGACAAUUUUGCAAUGUGCCAUGGUAGUAUAUCUACUCCCAUAUAUGCCACAGAAUCUGAUCUCAUUGUACCUCUGAAUAAUACGAAUGGUACACCUACUACAAAUGGCAACACCGUUACUCCGGCACAAAUAACAACAGCAUCGACUAUAAUGAACGGUAUAGGACCUGGUGUACGGUUGUAUUCUUCUGUUGAUGAGAGCCCACAAAAUCUACCAACGCAUUAUAGUAAUUGUUCUUCGAUAUCACCAAGACCUAAGCUUCCGCGAUACCGUAGUAUGUUCAAUAAUACUAUGAGCCCCCUAACACCAAGUUUUGGUAUCUUACCAUUGGAAAGCAAUUCACCUGAACCAACAGUACUACCUUCGCAUAUUACUCUUACAGAAGCUAACGAUCAGAAAAGUUUAGUAAAACGCGUAACUAGUUUAAAAGCUCAUGUCGGGCACUUAAUAUCGAGGAAAGAUACACCUUUACAGCAAGGGAAACCAGUAUUUUCACAGUCAGGAAAUACGAGUAAUAGCGCUAAUAUCGUAACAGUGACGCCUACUACUCCAACACCUGCACCACCAACACUACAAGGUACCAAUGUUAGGCGUUCAUCGAGACUUUUCAGUCAUAGCUAUUCAGUGAAGGAAAACAAUAAAUCUCCCAAUAGAAAUAAAUUUACUACACCUAAAUCCCCAUCUCGAAAAACAAAAGCUAGACUUUCAAAGACUAAUUUAAAUAAAGCGAAUUUCAACGAGCUAAAUGAGCGAAAUCGAAAUGAAAAGGAAAAAACGGAAACUAUUACGUCGGAAAAAGCUGUAGCUAACGUCAAUGCAUUGAACAAUCAAAGUAAUAUCAAUUUUUGCGCAGUAACACUCCAAAAACAAUGCGCUGAAGGUUUAAUGUCACUGCUACGCGAAUUAGGAAUGGCAUAUCAACAUUUAAGUCAAUUUAAUUGUACUCAAGCUGUUGAAAUAUUAAGUGUUCUUCCAGCGCAACACUAUAACACAGGAUGGGUGUUAUCCAUGCUAGCUCGUGCGCACUUUGAGAUGAUAGAUUACAAAAAAGCUGCCAGUUAUUUUGCAGAAGUGAGACAAUUGGAACCCCAAAGGACUGAACUUAUAGAAAUUUAUAGUACGGUUUUAUGGCAUUUGCAUGCCGAGGUGCAGCUCUCUACUCUCGCGCAAGAGCUCGUUUCCGAAGAUCGCAAUUCACCAGCUGCUUGGUGCGCUACCGGAAAUUUAUUUUCUGCGCAAACCGAACAUGAAACGGCAAUUAAAUUCUUCCAAAGAGCCAUUCAGGUAGAUCCCAAUUUUCCAUAUGCCUACACACUUCUUGGUCACGAAUAUGUGAUGACAGAAGAAUUAGAUAAGGCUAUCACUGCAUUUCGUAACGCCAUCAGGCUUGACUCUAGACAUUACAAUGCAUGGUUUGGAUUAGGAACGAUAUUCUCCAAACAGGAGCAGUAUAGCUUAGCCGAAUUACAUUUCAAGCGUGCACUACAAAUUAAUCCGCAGAAUUCUGCGAUAAUGUGCCACAUCGGUGUUGUACAACAUGCACUGAAGAAAACUGAUCAAGCUUUAAAAACUUUAAAUACUGCGAUUGCAAACGACCCCAACAAUACGUUAUGCAAAUUUCAUCGUGCAAGUAUUAAUUUCUCGAUUGGCCGGCAUGCAGAAGCGCUUAGGGAAUUCGAGGAGUUGAAAAAUAUUGUACCCAAAGAGUCUCUAGUCUAUUAUUCGAUAGGAAAGGUGCAUAAAAAGUUGGGUAAUACGCAUCUGGCGCUAAUGUACUUUAGUUGGGCGACAGAUCUAGAUCCAAAGGGUGUCAACAGUCAAAUUAAAGAAGCUAUAUUGAGUCCAGGUCAGGGAGACGAGGAAUCUCCGGCAACUCAGUCAGACGAACCACAAGUACAGAACAAUUCGAUGGAGCAAGAGAUCGAAAGCAACAGAGAGGGAAGUGCUGCGGGACUGGCAGCAAAUGUAUCAGUCGAAGCUCACGCUGACGACAGUGACGAUAGUUUAUGAAGAUAAUCUAUUGUGUGCAAGAUUGCCAUGGAAUGAAGCAUCGUUGCGCGUUGCUAAUUGUCUUUUCUAUUGGUCGUACCGAUCAAUCAUUCAGAAAACCAAUUUGACUCAUUCUGAAUUCAUACUUUCGCGCGCACUCGUCAAUUUCAUCUUAGCAGUGCUUUGUUAUUAGACAUUUAAUAUUUAUAAUAUCCUUCUUAGUCCCGUAGUAUUGCGUCCCUUGGGUAAACGGGCCCCGUCUUUCCAUUUUCUGGAUCGUACGAUUUAUUUUCUUUUUCUAUCAGUCUCCUCCUCUUCCUCCUCCUCCUCCUCCCCCCCCCCUACAUCCCAGCACGACGAAAACGAAUACGUUAACGAAUAAUCGAUAUAAUCCGUGAAAGAGAUAAAUUCCACGAAACGAAUAUCAUCCAUUCUAUCGAUUUGUACAUUACGCGUUUCUCUGUAUAUUUUUUACGAUUAAUUCGUCUUAUUUUUAUAUAUAUAUAUAUAUAUGUAUACGUUCGAGCGUUUCAUCAUUUUCUUUUAAGGAUUUACGGUUUAGUACAGACUGUAUCGCGUUCGAAGGAUGGACGAGUGUAAACGUUAAGCAUGCCGUAUGUAGAUAGGGAAUAUAAUUAAUUAACCGAAUAAGUAAGUACGAGGAAGUGUAAAUGUAAAUUAUUAAUUACCGUAUUAUCAAUUUUAUUAUUAUUAUUACCAUUAGUGCUAUCGGUACUAUUAUCCAUAAUAAUUACCAUUGUUGAUUUAGCGAUCACGGAAAUAUUUUUUUUUCUAUUCUCUUUUUUUGGCCAUGUCUACAUGGCCAUCGGACGAUCGUGCAAUUCUCGUCGCGAGUGUCGUCGAUCUGGAUCAGAUUCUACCAGAACACGUACCACACGUUGUUCGCGCUUAUCGGGUAUCUUGAAAGUCCAACGCACAUAUUUAUUGGUAAGAAAUAGUCCAGUAUUCGAAAUAAAAUGCAUUCUACGAUUAAGUAUUUUCUGUUCACGCUAAUUAAUAUACUGCGGAGUUUUGUAGAUUUAUAGGAAAUUGAAUGUACGAAAAACUACAAAAUACACGCAGUAUGCUAUAAUAUAAAGAUAUAUUGAAAGUAGGGUUUAUACUAUAAUAUUUGCAGAGUAAAAUAAAUUUCUAUCUAGGUCAAAUUUUUGUAGAUAAGUUUGCAAACAUAUUAUUUUGCAUAAAGAUCCGCAGUCUACUAAUUAACGAUCUGGCGUGCCUUAGGUAUCUUUCGCUUUGUAUCGUGUAAUUAUUUAACUGUUAUCUCCACUGAAUAUUAAGUACCGCGAUUCUAGUUAAUCAUCAUUGUCACUCGAAACUCGUGCAAUAGAAUUCUUGUUCGAAAACGAUCAACUGAACGAUCCAGAAUAAAUUUCUGUAUUAGAUUUUCCAGAUGACCCCGCGAACUAACGAAUUAUUUAAUCGCGCGCAGCAGAAUCUCCUUAACGUGACAUCCAGCGAAAUUCGGAUCCAGAUCGAAACGUACCGGUGUAUACUCGAAUGAUGAAGUGAUUUAGGCGAACGCUGCACGAACCGUUUGCUCAAGGAGAAAAUGUCGUAGCAUUUUAUAUUCUAUACAUUCGAAAGGGGAAGAGAGAGACGUAACGAGACAAAUAGACGAAUUGCCGACUAAGACGUGUAUAUAUAUAUAAUAUACAUUUAUGUGAUACGGCAUCUCGUCCCCCUUAUUUUCUCGAUUAAAGCGUGUAACAAUUAUUUGAACCUCGCGGAGGGACUCGUUUGUCAGCGACAGCAUCGUCGAAACCAAAGUAGAGAUGUGCGGAAUCCUUAUCCAGAUAAAAUGCUCGAAUAACGAAUAAAAUAUAAAGAAUGUUCGAGCCAUUAUUCGUUUCGAUUAUACAAUAAAAUUAAUGCUACUUUAAUUCCUCGAGCUUUUUUCGGAUAAGUUUUCUCUGCAACAGCGAAUCCUCUCUAAAAGGAGCAAAGAUUCUCUAAGAGGCGCGAUAAGAGCGCUCCUCUAUACCGUGUAAAAGAAGCGGAAGAUAAAAAUGAGAUUCCUUGGAAGGAUAUUCAUUAAAAAUGCGUUUCAAUUCGAGUCCCUCGUUAGAUUUUAAAUUAAGAUCGUCGCGUGCAUGUACAUACCGCUUAAGGUUCAAGAGGCCCUCCGCGAGUCGUAGAUCGAGAUACGCUUUUCCAUUUCAUUUUUUUCUUUUCAUUGCUGGCGUCUUACUUCGUUUUUCGUUUAACUUUAUUUAUUUAUUCCGUUUAUUUUCCUACUUUUUUUUUUCGUUUCGCACUCGGUUAACGAAUGUAACACGACCGAGGGAGAGAUCGGGAUUUUCUUCGUUGUUUGUUCGGUUAGCGUUUAAAUGUGAACGUCGACCUGUGUCGUCUACGAGUUCAAUACGCUUUUUAGUUGUAAGAAAUGAAAGCGAGAUCACCGUGCUCUGCGGGGUUCGAACGGGAUAAGUGUUCACAUUUUCGCGAUGCAUGGUUCGAUUAAAAUAUGGAAAAAAGAAAAAAAAAACAUCCUAUGGAUCUAAAUAGUCUUUUUCACUCCCGUGAGCGAUCAGGGGAUGAGCGUAUGCGAUGGUUUUUGCUUCGUCUGUCUGGUUCUUGUAAUAGUAAUUAAACGAAAUCAAGUUUGAGCAACAUUAAGGGGCGUUGUCGUGUUACUCGUUGCAAACAGAUGUACGUGCAAAAAUAAAGGCCUGCACUUUGUAUGAUACA